AUGUGGGAAUGUUUAGAUAAAGUUAAAGAUUGUCUGGAUAUAUUAACAAUACAAUCAUAAAUAAUUAAUUUAUAGAUAAUAUUUUAAUAUCUCUUUGUGCCUAAUAAUUGUGGUUAAAGGGUUUAUGAAAAAUUAAAAUUAUUUCUUAUUCUUUUUUUUUAUCAAAAAAAUCAUUAUUUUCCUACCAAUCAACACCAACUGUUGAGUAAUGAAAUAAAAGAAUUAGUAGCAGGAAUAUUCAAACCAUUUUUGCCAGAAGUUAUAGAAUUCUUGGUUGGAAAAAUAUUGAUGUAAGAUAUAAGAAUUGUGAAUGCCUUGAUCUUUUCAGGCAUAUUGGAAGUUUUGUUAGUGAUAUUAGGAGCAUUGUAAACAUGAAAAUUUAUUUUUAGCUACUAUAUAAUGGUUGAAACUCCAAACCAAUAUAAAAGAGCUUGAGAAUUAUUGCUAAAUUGGCUUUCUUUUUAGGAUUAAUUAUUUGGAUUGCAAUUUAUUGUAGUGGAAUUGGAUUAAAAAAAUUUCUUGAAAUAUUGCAUAUAGUUUAUUAAAACC
Messenger RNA from Paramecium sonneborni, 549 nucleotides. The record is from the annotation of a GenBank genome assembly. NCBI's taxonomy places the organism in Eukaryota, Ciliophora, Oligohymenophorea, Peniculida, Parameciidae.